AAGUUUGCAACUUGUACAUGUUCGUAUUUUGUAUAAGUUUUUAUCUCAGUGUGUCAGUGACUAUAUUUUAUUUUCUACUGAAGGAGCUUUUAGUGCACGGAAUAAACUAUUUCUGAUAAAACAUGGAACAAUUCUCGAGGACGACAUCGCAAAAUUCGCUGCGACAAAAAAUUGCUUGUAGCAGUUAUAGUCAUGAAGAUGAAUCUAUGUCCACAUAUUUCAUUAACCUGAUGUCACAAGCAAGAUGGCUGCCCAAUCAUAACGCGGAUAAAGAACUCAUAGCGGAUAUAAUGACCCAUUUUCCAAAAGAAGUUCAAGUUGGUUGGAAUGCAAGUAAAAAAAGUACGGUUUUAGAAGCGGUGGAGUAUUUAAGGAAACUGGAUGAAAUAGAAAUGUUGUCAGAAUUGAAAGAAAAUCAGCAGAGUGUGAAUAUAAACUGCAAAUACAGGAUACGUGUAAAAGAGACUGUGCCAAGUGGUAAUAAAACUACAGGUGGUGAUUUAGGCAAUCAACCUGCUAAUAAGAAAAUGAGACGUGAUUUCUAAAAUUAAUUAGUUGCAUGCAUGCUAGUAUUUAGGUACUUGCCUAUUACUAAUGUAAACUAUAAG
Molecule: messenger RNA, 608 nt
Organism: Leguminivora glycinivorella
Lineage: Eukaryota; Metazoa; Arthropoda; Insecta; Lepidoptera; Tortricidae
Exons: 2
Coding region: 123-545 (140 amino acids)
Source: RefSeq, a predicted model, not a curated record